AUGGGGGCAAUGGAGCGGUUUGAACUGGCUUGGCUGCCGUUCAGGCUCUCCUCGCAGGAGAAGUACUUGAAGUACGCCUUCGAACCGAAGAGGCUCACAGUGAUGACCGGCCCUCGAGGCAACCGCAAGACGCUCACAGCCCUCCGUUUCGUGCGCCGUCCGUCCAUCUUGGUCGACUACACGUACAUCGAUGAGAAGAAGUGGCGCAUACUCGAAGCGACGGAACGAUACCCACUCGAGGCGGUGUUCAAGAAGAGUCUCGGCAAGCUGAUCUGGGACUUGUUGGCUCCUGUUCUGGUGGCAGGCGUGGCGUGUGUUGUGAAGUUGCACAAAGAGGAGAAGUCUGAGGACGAUGAGGUUCAGUCUGAGGACCAGUACACAAACACCUCAAACGAGAACUUCUUGCAGAAUGUGUCGCGCCGCAUGCAAGCCAAUGUCCCAAGCCAGGAGACAGUGUUGUGUGGCAUCUUUGCGUUUGUGGCCACCUUCCUCGUUCGCAGGUCUCGCCCGAAGUUCUUCAUCUUCGACGACAUCACCGUUGACGCAUGGAGACACCGAGAGCAUGGAAUCGUGAAUGUCACCUCAGCAGGGCUCGGGCUGGAGUCGCUGCGGUCAUUCGGCGAGAAGCACCCGGCGAUCCUCAUCAGCUCCAACGAGGGCUUGGCAGAGUGUUUCAUGGACACCGCUGCGCUCGGGCGAUGUCUCGUGCAAAGCUGCUCCAUGUGCCUGACACAGCCAAUGGCGCGGAUGCGAUCUUGA
Molecule: messenger RNA, 759 nt
Organism: Symbiodinium sp. CCMP2456
Lineage: Eukaryota; Dinophyceae; Suessiales; Symbiodiniaceae
Source: the annotation of a GenBank genome assembly